UCAUAAUUCCAACAUGGCGGCGUCCGUGCGGGUGUGCAGUGCCCUCCGCAUCACCAUCGGAGGUGCUGCCCCGCUCCGUACCGUGUGGGGAGCCGUUCAGGUGUCUCACUUUACAACUCGAGCCUCAGCCGUCCCACUCCAGCGGCAGCCUGCACCUCCGCUGUUCCCUCCGACAGCAUGGCAGCAAACCAGACAUGGCAGCUUCUUCAACAAGUUGACGGCGGAGGAGCUGUGGAGAGGUGUGCUGGCCGAGACCGGUGCCGGAGCCAGAAAAGGCCGAGGGAAGCGAACCAAGCGCAGAAUGAGGAAGGACCUGAACCGAGGACAGGGCCUCGGAGAAGGUCGUGGUGGUUUCCUGUGGCCCGGUCUCAACAUUCCCGUGGUGAGGGACGGCACGUUGCAGAACAUGGCUCGAAGAACUGACGCUGAGCAGCAGGAUGUCGAAGCCCAACUGGUGCGUCAGAGGGACGAAUGGGACAGAAGGAGGAAGAUGAAGGUGAAGAGGGAGAGAGGCUGGACUGGACACUCCUGGGGAGGCAUCAGUCUGGGGCAUCCUGACCAGGGACCCAACGGAGAAACCUAUGAGGACUUUGAUUCUCGUGUGAUCGAGGUGAAGACCGUGUUCAACAUGACGGCCAAGGAGGGCAGGAAGAGGUCCCUCAGCUGUCUGGUCGCCGUGGGAAACGGCAAAGGAGCUGCAGGCUUUGCGUUGGGUAAAGCGGCAGACAGAAACACAGCCCUGAGGAAGGCCAAGAACAGAGCCAUCCACUACCUGUACUACAUCGAGCGAUGCAACAACCACACCAUUUACCACGACAUUGAGUCCAAGUACAAGAGGACGAAGCUGCGCAUGAGGAAACAGAACGAAGGUUACGGCCUCCGCUGCCACCGCGCCGUCAUCACUCUGUGCAAGCUGAUCGGCAUCACAGACAUGUACUGCAAAGUGGAGGGAUCCAUCAACCUCCUCAACAUCACGCGAGCCUUCUUCACUGGACUGGCCAGCCAGGAAACCCACCAGCAGCUGGCCAACAGGAAGCAGCUGCACGUCGUGGAGUUCCAGGAGCAGCGAGGCCCGAUCCCCAUGUUGGUGGCCAGUCCCAAAGACGGAGCGCGACCCAACCCGGAGUCCAAGGACGACAUCCCGAACACCCGGCUGAACUACGACGACGUUAAAGCGGCGCAGGGAAUGAAGCGCUCGGCCUGGGCGGGCGUCAAACGCACCAUCUGGUAGCCAAUCAGGGUUUGGGUCAGAGAACCGGACAGAAGGUCGGGACUGAUGGAGGUCAGGAGAGUCGGACUGAAGGUCUGACUUUUGGCUUUGGAACAUUUCAGUCAGUUGUCAUUGAGGAUCUCCACAUGCAGCCGUUUGUAAAUGUCUGUUUGGUCAACAAAGGUCUGAAGUUCAGAUGUUUCUGAACACGAUCCAGAUUGACCUGGUACAAGCGGAUGAGCGUCAACAAGUGUAGAAACCCUCCUGAUCCACGUGGACGUGUUGCAAAAUACUGUGUGUACAAAUAAAAUAAAGUAUGAACCUUUAAAACAUCA
Molecule: messenger RNA, 1545 nt
Organism: Stegastes partitus (bicolor damselfish)
Lineage: Eukaryota; Metazoa; Chordata; Actinopteri; Pomacentridae
Gene: mrps5
Product: mitochondrial ribosomal protein S5
Exons: 12
Coding region: 14-1231 (405 amino acids)
Biological process (GO): translation
Cellular component (GO): ribosome
Molecular function (GO): structural constituent of ribosome; RNA binding
Source: RefSeq, a predicted model, not a curated record